Molecule: messenger RNA, 342 nt
Organism: Opisthorchis viverrini
Lineage: Eukaryota; Metazoa; Platyhelminthes; Trematoda; Opisthorchiida; Opisthorchiidae
Exons: 1
Coding region: 1-342 (113 amino acids)
Source: RefSeq, a predicted model, not a curated record
AUGUCGAUUAUUCCGGAAAACUGCGCUGCACACAAGCGAACAAGGGUCAGCACACACCAGCAGCAGAGGCUUGCCUCAAUUAACGCAGAGACGACCGCCAAACUGAGCCUCAUCGAUCAUAAUUCUACUAGGUUGUGCAUUCAUGCCACCAGUGAACUUAAUGACCUCUUGAAGCCUAGCAUUUUUGCUGUGGAAUAUAACGAACGUAUCACGAAGACAUUAGAACCAUCAGAGCAUACUAUGGGAUUAUGCCUGCUAGAGAUUGAUGAGUUGGCUUCCGAGAAUUCGCGAAUCGCUGACCUCCAUGGAGCACCUCAGAAAGAAAGUCCAAGCACAGUGUGA